AUGAUGACAGAUUAUCAGAAAAUUCACCCUGCUAAUGAUUUGGAGUCACAAACCAAACCAACAAUUCCUUUGUAUCCUCGAAACAUUUCAAAGUCCGAUAGACGGGACCCUUUGCAAUAUGAUUAUUUCAAUCCACCUAUUCCGAAACGUAAGUUUCAAGUGAGGCACUCCCCUCCACCAAAGAAGAAAAGAAGUUGCUGUUGCAGGUUCCUGUGCUGCACCUUCACCAUAUUGCUGAUUCUUAUUAUCGCAAUAUCCAUCACCAUUGGAACACUAUACCUUGAUUUUAGGCCAAAGCUUCCUAAAUACUCAGUAGACAGAUUGAGAAUAACUCAGUUCAACCUUUCUGAUAAUAACAAUCUUUGUUACCUUCGAUGUAACAGUAAUUGCUAG
Messenger RNA from Lathyrus sativus (Indian pea), 393 nucleotides. The record is from the annotation of a GenBank genome assembly. Lineage: Eukaryota; Viridiplantae; Streptophyta; Magnoliopsida; Fabales; Fabaceae.